Closterium sp. Naga37s-1 is the source of this 2040-nucleotide messenger RNA. Lineage: Eukaryota; Viridiplantae; Streptophyta; Zygnematophyceae; Desmidiales; Closteriaceae. The record is from the annotation of a GenBank genome assembly.
AUGCUUCUGCUGCUCAUUUGCACUUACUCCCCCUCUUUUCCAUCCAUCUCCCUGCCCCCACACAGACCAACCAGCCCUCGAACCCACCGCGCUGCUUCACCUGCGGGCAGGAGGGCCAUCGCCCCACGGACUGCUCACAGAGCCACAAGCGCCCACAGCUCACAUGCUUACUAUCCGUCUUUCUAUCCAUCUCCUCUCCCCCCACAGACCAACCAGCCCUCGAACCCACCGCGCUGCUUCACCUGCGGGCAGGAGGGCCAUCGCUCCACGGAUUGCCCGGACAGGCAGAGGCAGCACCACUCGCAGGUGGUGUGCUUCGGGUGCAAGCAGCCCGGGCAUCUGCACAAGCACUGCCCUAACCGCCCUGCUAUGCCGGCCAAGCCUAGCGGGGUGCCAUCUGGGUCUGGGGUGAUCUUGGAUUCAGCUGCUGGUGGGAUGAUCCCUGGUGCUGCUGCGGGAAUGCAUGAGGCGGCGGCAAGUGGUGUCAAGUGCUUUGGUGGCACGUGUUGCUGUGAUUCCACUCCCCUCAUUUCACGCCUUUGCUUCCACUCAUCCAUGCUGGUGCAGGAGCUGGUGCGUAUUAGCAUGAGAAGCAGGGCAGCGCAGGUGUACGGGCAGGGUGGUAUGGCUGUCUCUAACAUUCAGCAGGCUCCUCCUACUGCUGGUGCUGGUGCUGGUGCUGGUGCUGGUGGUGGUGGUGCUGGUGCUGGUGCAAUGGGUGCUGUUGUGUCGGGCCCUGGCUUUACCCUAGGCACCGUUGCUCCUCCUCCUGCUCCUGCUCCUGUUGCUCCUGCUGUUACUGCUCCUGCUGGUGGUGGUUCUGCUGUGUAUGGUGCUGCUGGUUCUGGUGGUUACGGUGGUGGUGGUGUUUCUGGUCCUGGCAUGCAAGGCAUGCAAGGCAGUGGAAUGGCGGCAGCAGCAGCAGCUGCGGCAGCGAGGGGCGAGCAGCUUAUUCUAGUGAGUGCCAGUGAUGGCCGGCUGGUGGGGCAGGAUGGGGUGACUCUGCCGCAGGGCGGGGGGAUGCAGCAGGGGGGGAUGCAGGGGGGAAUGCAGCAGGGGGGGAUACAGGGGGGAAUGCAGCAGGGGGGGAUGCAGGGGGGGGUACAGGGGAUUCAGCAAGACAGGGUGCAGCAGGGGAGGGUAGAGCAGGGGGGGAUGCAGCAGGGGGGGAUGCAGCAGGGGGGGAUGCAAGGGGGAGUGCAGCAGGGGGGGAUGCAGCAGGGGGGGAUGCAGCAGGCGGGGAUGCAGCAGGGGGGGAUGCAGCAGGGGGGGAUGCAGCAAGGGGGGAUGCAAGGGGGAGUGCAGGGGAUGCAGCAGGGGAGGAUUCAGGGGAUGCAGCAGGGAGGGGUGCAGGGGGGGAGAUUGCAGCAGGGGGGGCAACAGGGGAUGCAGCAGCAAGGGGGGAUGCCGCUGCAAGCAGAGACAGGGGGGCAGCAAAUAUUUGUUGUGGGGCAGGAUGGGAUGUUGACUCAGCAAGCUGUAAGACUUUCUGGGCAGCCUGUGGGGCAGCAGCAGCCACUGCAGCUCCAGCAGCAGCAGCAGCAGCAGCAGCAGCCACCGCAGCAGCAGCACACGGGAAUCUCAGGUGAAAUGUCAGGUGUUUUGCAGCAGUAUGAGCCAGUUCGCGUGUACGGUGAAGUGGGCGGCUCCUAUGGCGCCACUGCUGCUGGGGGAAGAGUGGAGGGACUUCGUUCGCAAGGCACCUAUGGCACUACUGCAAAUACCCCUGCACCUGGGGGGUAUGGUGGCAGUGCACCCUACAGUGGUGGUGCUACUACUGGUGACUCGUCCCUCUCUACUCCUCCUUGGCUUGCUACUGCCCCGGUUUCUAAUCAAAAUGCUCCUCCCCUCCCCCCCGGACCACCUCCCACUUACGACACGAGGAUCGACACAAGGGUCGACCCAAGGGGUGCGCCGGCAGGAGGAGGGUUACCAGGCCAGCUGUACGCUGGUAACCGUAACACGGAGCCGUUCAUGAAUACCAGGUUACCCUGCAAGAGCACCAGAGCCAGGGUCUGGCGGGUAUACGGGGAGCAGUAA